Molecule: messenger RNA, 750 nt
Organism: Ostertagia ostertagi
Lineage: Eukaryota; Metazoa; Nematoda; Chromadorea; Rhabditida; Trichostrongylidae
Source: the annotation of a GenBank genome assembly
AUGGGUGUUGAAACUCGACGUGCAACGGCAGGUGGACGACACAAAAAGACAACUCCACCAAUAUUCAGCCAUGAAUUCGUCAUCCAGAAUCACGGCGAUAUUAUGAGUUGUGUGCUGAUGGUCUUUAUCGUCGGCCUCAUGUUCCCUCUAUCAGCCUACUGUUACCGUUUCGUAGCUCCUCAAUACAAUGAAACCGUCAACGUCACAUCCGAGCUAGCGGAUAUUUUCACAAUUCUUUUCUAUGCUGUUGCCUGGGUUGUGGUACACGCUGUCAUUCAAGAGUACUUCUUGGAUAAACUGCAGAGAAAGGCUCGUCUGUCGAAAGUGAAGACCUUCAAGUUCACGGAAUCAGGUCAUAUGUCACUGUUUGCUCUCUACUCUGCUUGUCAUGCCGUAUAUGUGAUUAUGGAUUUUGUGCAAAAUUAUACCGAUGUGAAAAGGAUUUGGCUAGGAUAUCCUGAAGAACAUCGUUGGAUGAAUCUCAAUAUGAAAUUGUUUGCCAUUCUCCAGAUAUCGUACUGGAUUCACCAGUUCCCUGAGUUUUACUUCCAAAAAAUGAAAGCCGAUGAGAUCAGACAGCGAACCGUUCUUUCGGUCCUCCAUAUUUGUUUCAUUAGUGCCGCUUAUAUUAUGAAUUUCAUGCGGUUCGCUGUUGUGCUUCUAGCGCUGGAAUAUGUGUCACAAACUAUUUUCCACUUUGCUCGCCUUCUUCAUUUCCUGGAAAAAAAGGAAAUUGCGAAAAAUGGGUGA